CCACCACCUGUUGAAGUAAACCAACAACAACCACCUGUUGAACUAAGCCAACAACAACAACCAGUUGAACUACAAAAACAACAAACACCUGUUGAACUAAACAAUCAACCACCACCUGUUGAACUAAACAAACAACAUCCACCUGUUGAACUAAACAAUCAACAACCACCUGUUGAACUAAGCCAACAACAAAAACAAUCACCUGUUAAACUAAACAAACAACAGCCACCUGUUGAACUUAACAAACAACAACCAGUUGAACUAAACCAACAACAACCAACUGUUGAACUUAACAAACAACAACCAACUGUUGAACUUAACAAACAACAGCCACCUGUUGAACUUAACAAACAACAACCAGUUGAACUAAACCAACAACAACCAACUGUUGAACUUAACAAACAACAACCAACUGUUGAACUUAACAAACAACAACCAACUGUUGAACUUAACAAACAACAACCAUCUGUUGAACUUAACAAACAACAACCAACUGUUGAACUUAACAAACAACAGCCACCUGUUGAACUAAACAAACAACAACCA
Messenger RNA from Lottia gigantea (owl limpet), 546 nucleotides. RefSeq lists its product as hypothetical. The transcript has a single exon. The annotation marks the transcript as partial. Lineage: Eukaryota; Metazoa; Mollusca; Gastropoda; Lottiidae. The record is from RefSeq and is a predicted model, not a curated record.